ACUAAGGCAGGCAUCAUUCAUUCAUUACCAGCCUCUUCGUUCUCCACACUCCACACUCAAUCAAUGGGCGCUGCGACGAACAAUCCCAGUCAGCACCGUAGCGCUUCCAAUGGGGGGGAGGACGACGAAGAUUACACCCUACCACUUGCUAAUUUUCUCCUUAGCCAUUACAAGCAUCAGCUUCUCUCCAUCCUUCUCUCUCUAGACCACUUGCUUCACUUCCCCCUCCAAAUUGAGUUUGCGGAGCUAAUGGAGGCUGACCCGCUGCUGGCCAGCGUCCUCUUUUAUGGUCCUGCAAAGCUCUUGCCCCAAUUUGAUGAUGCCGCUCGUGUAGCACAGGGCAUAUUGUUGGAAAGUCAUAAGGAUGAUAGUGGAAUGGUUGCUAAAGAGUUUGUUCAUGUUCGCAUAAAUGUGAGUGGAUCGCCUCUUGAAUGCCCAGAGACCUUUCCAAGCAUUGGUAGAGUGAGAGUGAGACACAGGGGCAUCCUUCUCACUCUCAAAGGGACUGUCAUCAGGACGGGUACGAUCAAAAUGAUUGAAGGCGAGAGAGAAUUUGAGUGCAGAAAAUGCAAACACACGUUUAAGGUUUAUCCAGAGUUGGAAACGGGGAACAGCAUAAGACUCCCAACAUCUUGCCCUUCUCAGAAGCCAUGCUCAAAUACAGUUUUCCAAUACGUGGAAGACAGCAUAAUAUGUCAUGAUUAUCAGGAGAUGAAAAUCCAAGAAAGUGUGCAGGUUGUGGGUGUCGGAUCUAUUCCUCGCUCAAUUCCCGUCAUUCUGAAAGAUGAUCUUGUUGACCUUGUUAAAGCUGGGGAUGAUGUCAUUGUUACUGGGAUUUUGUCGGCAAAAUGGUCUCCUGAUUUGAAAGAUGUUCGCUGUGAUCUUGAUCCCAUUAUGAUUGCCAAUCAUGUGAGGAGAACCAAUGAACUAAAAUUAGAUAUUGAUAUCCCUGAGGAUGUCGUCAAGAAAUUUGAGCAGUUUUGGACAUACUACAAGGAAAAUCCCUUAAGAGGCAGAAAUGUCAUCUUGCAAGGUAUAUGCCCCCAGGUUUUUGGACUCUUUACUGUAAAACUCGCAGUUGCAUUGACACUAAUUGGAGGUGUACAACAUAUUGAUGCCUCUGGUACCAAAAUUCGUGGCGAUUCUCACCUGCUUCUAGUUGGGGACCCAGGUACUGGAAAGUCCCAGUUCUUGAAGUUUGCAGCCAAAUUAAGUAAUAGAUCUGUUAUUACCACAGGCUUGGGGAGCACUAGUGCUGGCUUAACAGUUACUGCUGUCAAAGAUGCAGGGGAAUGGAUGCUAGAGGCUGGAGCCCUUGUUUUGGCUGAUGGUGGACUUUGUUGCAUUGAUGAAUUUGAUAGCAUGCGGGAGCAUGAUAGAGCAACUAUACAUGAGGCAAUGGAGCAACAAACCAUAAGUGUUGCGAAGGCUGGUCUGGUCACAACACUGAGUACAAGGACAACUGUGUUUGGAGUGACAAACCCCAAGGGUCAAUAUGAUCCUAAUCAAACUUUGUCUGUAAAUACUACACUUUCUGGGCCAUUAUUGAGCCGCUUUGACAUUGUUUUGGUGCUACUGGAUACAAAGAACCCUGAAUGGGAUGCAAUUGUUUCAUCUCACAUUCUAUCUGAGCAUGAGGACUCGGAGAAGCCAAAGUUUGACGAGGACUUGACCAGUCUGUGGUCACUGCUUAUGCUUAGAAGGUACAUUUACUAUGUUAAAGGCUCUUUCAAGCCUAUCCUAACAAGGGAUGCAGAAGAAGUUAUUUCAAGUUAUUAUCAACUUCAACGGAGAUCUGCAACACAAAAUGCAGCAAGAACUACAAUACGCAUGCUUGAAAGUUUGAUAAGAUUAGCACAAGCACAUGCAAGGCUAAUGUUCAGAAAGGAGGUCGCUCGACUAGAUGCAAUAUCUGCCAUCAUAUGCAUUGAGUCAUCCAUGACAACAUCUGCCAUUAUAGACAAUGUUGGAAACGCUUUACAUUCCAGUUUUACUGAAAAUCCUGAUCAGGAAUAUGCCAAGCAAGAAAAGCUGAUACUUGAAAAGUUGAACUUUCCUUGUGAGCCUCCUGCUGUUCCAGAUAACAUUUCAAACUAUUCCAGGUCCUCAAAUGUAAAAAUAGUUGGUGGAGAACCAUUAAGUUACCCACAUAUUUGGGAAGCUAUGAGGAGUUCGAGAGCAAGGCACUUGGAGAAGAAAUGAGGUUUGGAACAUGUACAUCACUCGAGAGAUGAUUGAGUGGCUUCAAAUGUAUGGAUUAACAUUUUGAAGUGGGGGAUGCAGAGCCUCAUCUUUAUUUGAGUGAAGAAUUUUCAUGUAGAUUAAAUAAUGUGUAUCCUUAAGUUUGUUUAUAGUGCUUCAGUUAUAUGAAUUUUGGUAGACAGUAUUUCCUGUGAAUGUUGAUCUCUCAUUAAAUGUGAUUUGUACUUUGAUGUCAUGGAUGGAUUUCAAAGUGAAACAUGAUCACUAAAUUUGUUGCUUCGACCAAGUGUUCUUAUCAUGUUUAUA
This is a messenger RNA of Amborella trichopoda, 2508 nucleotides long. RefSeq names its product minichromosome maintenance 9 (gene MCM9). Gene Ontology annotation, molecular function: ATP binding; single-stranded DNA helicase activity; ATP hydrolysis activity. Gene Ontology annotation, biological process: double-strand break repair via homologous recombination. Lineage: Eukaryota; Viridiplantae; Streptophyta; Magnoliopsida; Amborellales; Amborellaceae. The record is from RefSeq and is a predicted model, not a curated record. Gene Ontology annotation, cellular component: nucleus; MCM complex.